Molecule: messenger RNA, 1875 nt
Organism: Sus scrofa (pig)
Lineage: Eukaryota; Metazoa; Chordata; Mammalia; Artiodactyla; Suidae
Gene: RIPK3
Product: receptor interacting serine/threonine kinase 3
Biological process (GO): signal transduction; protein phosphorylation
Cellular component (GO): cytoplasm
Molecular function (GO): ATP binding; JUN kinase kinase kinase activity
Source: RefSeq, a predicted model, not a curated record
AGGGCAGGACUGCAGAGGCCUCCGUCAAAGAGGAAGUCGGUCUGGCUGAGUAGAGAGAACAACCUGGGGAGCCGGGAAGCGGAUUCCGGGAAGCGGAGUCUGUGACGGGGCUUGGAGAUUGAUUCCUCUCCCAGCGCCGCCCCCCUUUCCGUGUGGGCUCUCAACUUCCAGAACCCUCUGCACCUACCAACUUGAUGUCCGGCGUUAAGUUAUGGCACGUUGGUGCUUCAGCGCCCCUGGUGCCCAUCGAGGACUUGGAGAACCCGAAGUUCAUCGGCAAAGGAGGAUUUGGCACGGUCUUCCGGGCGCAGCACAAGACUUGGGGUUUAGACGUGGCGGUCAAGAUCGUUAACUCGCAGGCGAUAUCCAGGGAGGUGAAGGCCAUGGCAGGUCUGCAUAACAGCUAUGUGCUGCUCCUGCUGGGGAUCACAGAGAAGCUGGAGUGGGACUAUGUAUCUGGGCCGGCUCUGGUGACUCAGUUCAUGGAGAAUGGUUCCCUGGCGGAGCUGCUACAGCCCCAGUGCCCUCGUCCCUGGCCGCUUCUCUGCCGCCUGCUCCAGGAGUUGGUGCUCGGGAUGUGCUACCUGCACAGCCAGGACCCUGUGCUCCUCCAUCGGGACCUCAAACCCUCCAACGUCCUGCUAGACUCAGAGCUCCAUGCCAAGCUAGCAGACUUUGGCCUGUCCACAUUUCAGGGAGGUUCACAGUCAAGGGCAGAAUCUGGGGAAUCAGGUUGCACCCCAGCCUACUUGGCCCCAGAACUGCUGGCUGAUAUAAACCGAAAGGCCUCCAUGGCCAGUGAUGUCUACAGCUUUGGGAUCCUGAUGUGGGCGGUGCUAGCCGGAAGAGAAGCUGAGGUGGCGACCCAGAUAUCACUGGUGCGGGAAGCAGUGUGUGAAAGGCACGUCCGACCCCCAUUGGAUGAACUGCCCCAGUCUGGCCCUGAGAAUCCUGGUUUGGAAGGACUGAAGGAUUUAAUGCAGCGCUGCUGGAGCCAUGACCCCCGGAAUAGGCCCUCCUUCCAAGACUGCCGACCCAACACCCAGGGAGCCCUCGAUCUGGUAAUGAAACAAGAUGUAACUUGUAAGAAGAUGAAUGCCGCGGUCUCCACAGUGAAGGAGUUCUUGUCUGAGCACAAGAGCAGCAGCAGCUUGUUGUCUGUCCGUGAGCCAGGCCUGGAAAGUCCAGAAAUGGAUGGCCUUAGGGGGAGCACAGGAAGCCAUGAUUCUGUGGUCUCUGAAAUGAUGAACAGCCUGAACCUGGAGGAGUACCCCAGCUCUGUUCCUGAAAAAUGUACAAACCCUCCUGAGAGGAUCAGGGCCCAGAAAGAGCAGGUUCAGCCUACCUGGACAGCAGAGAUACCUUCAGAUUCAACAGCCCAACCUCCUCAAACCCCAGAGACCUUACCUUUCAUGAGCCAGAAGCCCAGCCACACCUCAGCUUGGCCCCCAGGCCCUGGACCCCAAGAGAAUCAGGGGCCUGAAAGACGUGGCACCAACUGGUCUCCCAUGGCACCAGGGCCAAAUCCAAUAUCAGGGCCAUGGUCUUCUCAGUUACUUUACAACCAAGGGGUGCAGAUUGGAAACAGCAACUACAUGGUUAUAAAAGGAAGAACUGCCUCAUCCACGCGGGGCCCGGUACCUUGGGGCAUGAAGAAGGGCCCCCAGCACAAGUAGCUUUCAAACAACUAGAAAGAAGGACUGCAAGAAACGGAAGCCUGGAGUGGGCCACAGGGCUGGUAUCAUGAUAGCAGUAUCAAAGCAGCUUCUGAACUGCCUUCUGGAAAACCCAGCAUUCUCUGAGGGUCAUUAGGCCUGUACCCGAACUGUCUUUGUUCCCCCAGGACUCAAUAAACUUGGUGGAAUUUUAGCCCAA